UGGCCGUGUAUUUAUAGGUAGUCGGUGGUAGGUUUAGUGUGGUGCGCGCGGGUGAGAUGUCGAGGUGGUUCCCCUGGAUAUGGCUCCUCCUCGUGGCAAAUUUGGCCGCCGCGAAGAAGACUCCCGAUGCUGCUGCUAAACAUGCCGAACCUGUAAUCGAGGAAGUCACAGCGAAGCAGCUCGAGAGGAUCCUCCAAGACAAGGACUUUGUCGCUGUCUUCUGGUAUGCCAGAAGCUGUGUAACAUGCGACAAAGUACUCGAGGAGCUAGAAAAAAUAGACGAUGAUACAGACUCUUUUGGUGUAGACUUUGUUAAAAUCAAUGAUAAACGACUUGCGAAACAAUAUGGUAUCAAAACAUUCCCAGCACUUACAUACUUUAGAGAGAAAGAACCUAUUAUAUAUGAAGGAGAUCUUAUGGACGAAGAAAAUGUCCUUGAUUUCCUUACUAGUUUGGAAGCAAUGGAUUUACCCGACAGGAUAGAAGAUGUCAAUUCAAAAAUUUUGGAUAAAAUAGUUGAAGACACAGAGUUUGUAGCCGUUCUAUUUUGCCCGGACCAAAGCAAAUGCUCGGCUGCAAAUUCUAACAAACCACAAUGCAAAAAAUGUGCGAAGGCGCUUCAGGAAUUAGAGAAUAUUGACGAUGAAGCUGAUCAGUUAGGGAUUGGUUUUGUCAAAAUAUCAGACGAAGCAUUGGCAGAUGAAUACAAUCUCGGAGAACUACCAAAAUUAGUAUACUACCGGCACCAAAUACCUAUCAUUUACGAAAACGAACUAACACGCGAGGAGGAUGUCCUGGAAUGGCUUGUUCAAAACAAGUCAACUGGUGACGAGGAUGAUGUUAUAGAAGAUGUAACCGCAAAAACACUUGGCACCUUAAUUGGUUCCAUCGACAACUUGGUCGUCCUCUUCUACGAUAACGAUGACGAGGAGUCAGUGACAGUUCUUGGCGAGCUAGAAAAAAUAGAUGAUGAUUGUGACAAACAUGGAAUACAGUUUGUUAAAAUUGACGACCCCAGUGCAGCACAGGAAUAUGGAAUUGACGAUUUACCUGCAAUUGUUUAUUUUGAGAAACAACUACCCAAUGUCUAUGAUGGGGACGUUGAAAAUGAGGAUGAAAUUCUCGAGUGGCUUAUAGCUCAACUAGAAAGAGAUGAAAUUGAGGAUGUCACUGAUGAGAUGCUUGACAAAUUGAUUAAAGAUGGCAAAACUUUGGCAGUUCUUUUCUAUGACAAUAAUGACCGUAAAUCACAAAAAGUAUUAAAUGAACUGGAGAAUAUUGAUGACGAAUGUGAUGCCUUAGGAAUUGUAUUUGUAAAACUAGACAAUGUAGAAGAGGCAAAAGAAUACGGUAUUGAAAAAAUUCCAGCUCUCAUGUAUUUUGAGAAAGGAAUACCUAUGCUUUAUGAAGGUCAACUUGAAGACGAGGAAAAGGUUCUUGCUUGGCUAGACAAGCAACAGAAGAGUGAUGAAAUUGAAGAUAUCACUGAUGAAAUGUUGGACAUGAUUAUUGAAAAAAUGCCCCAUGUUGCUGUCUUGUUUUACGACAAAGACCAAAAAAAAAGUCAGAAGGUAUUACAAGAGUUAGAAAAUAUUGACGACGAGUGUGAUCAAAACAAUAUAGCAUUUGUCAAAAUUGACAAUGAUAAUGAAGCCAAGGAAUACGGCAUUGAUAAUUUGCCGACAUUAGUCUUUUUUGAAAAACGCAUUCCACAUAUCUAUGAAGGUGAUUUGUUGAAAGAGGAUGAUCUCCUCAGUUGGCUUGUACACCAGAAGAGACAUAGUGAAAUUCCUGAAGUAACAGAUGAAAUUGUAGAAAAACUAAUUGAAAGUGAACCAUACCUUGCUGUGAUUUUCUAUGACAAAGAUGACAGUCAGGAUAUCCGUGUGCUAAAUGAAUUAGAGAACAUCGAUGAUGAACUAGAAAAAGAAGGCAUUGUAAUAGUGCGUAUGGAUAAUGAUGCUGAAGCUAAAGAAUAUGGUAUCGACCACUUGCCCACUCUCGUGUACUUUGAAAACAAAAUUCCUGCACUAUAUGAAGGAGAUUUAAUGAAUGAAGAAGAAGUGUUGAAAUGGCUUGUCGAACAAAAAGAAUCAGCAACCAUUGAAGAAGUCACAGAUGAAAUUUUAAAAGAGCUUAUAAAUGAGCAUGAAUAUGUAGUUGUUUAUUUCAGUGGUCGCUGUGAAGAAGGAGAAUCAUGUGACAACAUCCUCGAAGAACUAGAAAAUAUCGAUGAUGAGCUUGAUGAAUCAGGCAUGGUUUUCGUUACUACUGAAGACACUGCAUUAGCUAAAAAGCAUGGCAUAAAAACAUUCCCUUCACUAUUCCUUUUUAGAAAUAAAGAGCCAAUACAAUACAAAGGGGAUAUCGAGGAUGAAGAUGAAGUACUAUCAUGGCUGACAGAUGAAGACACAUUAGAAAUUCCAGGCCGCAUUGAAGAAGUUAAUUCAAAAAUGUUGGAAAAAAUAUUAAAUGAAAAUGAACAUGUAGUAGUAUUUUUUUACCAAGAAGGAGAUAAGAAAAGUCAGAAAAUCAUAGCUGAGCUUGAAAACAUUGAUGAUGAAUGUGAAGAAAAAGACAUCUCAUUUGUUAAGACCUCUGAUGAAGGAAUUGAUAAAGAAUAUGAUCUCCCCACUUUGCCAAGCCUUGUAUUUUACAGAAACAAAUUCAGAAAAAUUUACACAGGUGAUUUGAUGCAAGAGGAAGAUAUCUUAGAAUGGGUUUUAGAACUACACGAAUCAGAACCGGAUGUCAUAGAAAUGGUUGAUAGAAAAACACUUCAGGUGUUGAUCAGGGAUGUUGAGCAUCUAGCCGUCUUUUUUUACAGUAAUAACUGUCCAUCUUGUGCAACAAUCCUUGAGGAGUUAGAAACAAUUGAUGAUGACACAGACAAACAUGGAAUCCAAUUUGUCAAGUCCAAUGAUGCUAAAUUAGCCUCUGAAAUUGGUAUUUUCAGUUUUCCAGCUCUUGUCUAUUAUGAAACGGGGGUACCUAUAAUGUACGAUGGUAAUCUUAAAAAUGAGGAGAAGGUACUGGACUGGCUAGUUGAACAAAAAAGUAAUGAUGAUGAUGAUGAUGACGAUGACGACAACGAUGAUGAGGAUGAGGAUGAGGAUGAAGAUGAUGAAGACGAUGAUGAUGAUGACGAUGAUGAUGAUGAUAGUAAUGAUGUAGUUAAAAUAUCUUCAGGCGAUGGCUGCUUCAUGAUUGGGAUAGGUGGUAAACAAGUUCCACCCAAAUCAUCCUACGACUCCUUCAAGUGCUGCCCGAUCAAAGUGAAGAAACAGACCAAAGUUGCAAAAGUUGUGACACCACCUCCACGCUCACCCGCUAAAAACACACCACCUCCUAAAAAACUGACAGGAAAACCACCAGCGGAAAAGGCAGUAAAAGUCCAGGAAAAACAAGGAAAAGGGAAAAAAGGGGAUAUUGAUGAUGAAGAAGAACUCCUCGAUUGGCUGACUGAUCCAGCAAAUAUGGAACUAACUGAACAUAUUGAAAGAGUGAAUAGAAAAAUGUUCAAUAAGAUACGACAAACAUCAGAUUAUGUUGCUGUUUUCUUUUACAGUGAUGAUUGUAAGCAGUGUGGAAGAGUACUUACUGAAAUUGAACACAUAGAUGAUGAUGCUGAUGCUGCCGGAAUUGAUUUUGUUAAAAUUAAUGAUAAAACAUUGGCCAAAGAAUUAGGAGUGUUUGCAUUACCUGCUGUUCUAUUUUUCAAGAUGGGUUCAAAAGAACCAGUUAUUUAUGCAGGUGAUCUGUAUGAAGAAAAUGAUAUUCUGCAGUGGUUGUUAACACAAAAAGACCCUUCAGGGGAUGUAAUAGAAGAAUUGGAAAGUGAUGCUUUGUUGAAAAUGAUUAAAAAUUCUGAUUCUUUGGCGGUAUACUUUUGGAACAAGACUCAGUGUGAUCUUUGCAAUUCUAAAGCAUAUCGCAAGAAGAUCGUCAAACAUGCAGAAGAUGAAACAGCAGAAGAUAACGAGGAUGGUAAACUCGACGAAUGUGCCCAGUGCAAAGAAGUACUGGAAGAGUUGGAAAACAUUGACGAUGAUUGCGACCGGCAUGGCAUAACUUUUGUCAAAACUAAGGAUUUGAGUGUUGCUUCCAAAUUUGGCGUCUCAGAAUUUCCAUCAAUAGUUUAUUUUGAAGGACAAGUGCCAAAUGUUUUCGAAGGUGACAUAUUAGAAGAAGAAGAGGUCCUCCAAUGGUUAAUCACACAAAAAACUGAAGACAGAAUUGAACUCAUAACAAGAGAGAUGCUCGAAGCGAUGGUUGAAGAAACUCAAUACUUAGCUGUGUAUUUUUAUAAACCAGUAUGCCACAUCUGUGAUGAGAUCCUUGAAGGUUUGGAAAAGAUAGAUGAUGAAAGUGAUGUUUUUGGCAUCCAUAUGGUGAAAAUAAUGGACCCACAAUUGGCCAAAAGAUAUUCCAUUAAAACAUAUCCAGCUUUAGUGUAUUUCAGAAAUGGAAACCCGUUGUUGUUUGAAGGAGAUCUUCAGAAUGAACAGUCAGUCUUAGAAUGGUUGGUCGAUGACGAUAACAGAGAGCUGGCCGAUGAAAUUGAGGAAGUAAAUGCCAGAAUGAUGGAAAGAUUGCUUGACGAAUCAUUAUUUUUGGCUGUAUUCUUCUAUGAUGAAGAUUGCCAAGAUUGUGAUGAAUUGUUAGAAGUACUAGAAAUUAUUGAUGGAGAAGCUGAUAUGUAUGGCAUUGACAUGGUCAAGAUUUCUGAUCCAGAAGUGGCUAAGAAAUACAAUGUUAUUAACACGCCAUCACUGGUCUAUUUCAGGAAACGAAUGCCCUUGAUUUAUGAUGGUGAUUUAACUGAUGAAGACAAAGUAUUCUCCUGGCUGACAUCCCAAGAUGUGUUUGAAUUGAAAAAUGAGAUUGAAGAGGUCAACAGAAAAAUGGUGGACAAGUUGCUUGAUGAAAACGAAUUUCUAGCCAUUUUCUUUUAUGAAGAGGGUGAUCCUGCUACUGAAAAGGUUCUCGAGCUACUUGAAAAAAUUGACGACGAAACAGAAAACAUGGAUAUUACAUUUGUGAAAAUGGGCGAUACGCGAUAUGCCCGUAAAUGGGGUGUUGUGAAACUCCCAGCAGUUGUCUAUUUCCGUAAUCGUUUCCCAAGCAUUUACAGAGGAGAGUUCACCUCAGAACUAGUUGUAUUAGAAUGGUUGAAAAAGAACAGGUUUAGGCAGCCAGAGUUAAAUUUAUUCAUGUAUGCUCUCAUCGCAAUCGUCUCCGCAUUCUUUAUUUACACGGGUUUCCUCAUGUAUGGUUUUCCACAAGCAAGACAAGCAUCAUGAUACAAGAGUGAAAACUGCUACAUUUCCAAAGAAGUCUUUAUAUUAAAUCAAUUGUUUUGAAAAUGUGGAAGGACCAUAUAUUAUUUUUAAACUAGCUCAAAACCUCUCAACCAAACAAAAGAGGGAUUUGUACAAUGCAAUUGAAAAGCAAAAUUUCACCUUCAAAACUUUCAUAUUCAAUAUUAUGCAUGUAUAGUUUUGUAAAUAAUUCCUAAAUUAUUAUUGUAAUUGUGUAAAAAAAGGAAAAAAAAAAAGAGAGAAAGAAUUUGUUUCAGGGUAGUUACUUCUUUGAAUCGUAUCUCACUAUCAUAGCCUGUAAUUUAUGUUAAUUUAUGCAAGUAAUUCAAGUUUUGUUUUACCUAAAAUUCUCUUAUGUGCCAAAGUCAUCAUUCAGUUGUGAAUCCUUGCAAUCUAUUAUUGUACAUUUUGGGUAAAUGAUUAAAUUUAUUUCAGCAUUUUUCACACAAUACACCCUUUCAAAUGUACAUUACAUACAAGUGGUAUUAAUAUAGACAUAAAUAAUGUACAUAAAAUCAAAUACUUUGACAUAAUUAGUUUAAUUUUGUACUUAUAAGAGUAAAUUGCUAAUUGUGAUUUAAUUAUAGCUUCACUUUUCUAUUUUUUUUUUUUUUUUUUUUCACUUUUCACAUCAUCAGAAUUGUCAUUGAUACCAGGUAACAUACAAAAACAAUAAAUCAUUUCAUAAUUUUAAACAAAUGUUAUUACAAAUGAC
Cimex lectularius (bed bug) is the source of this 6036-nucleotide messenger RNA. RefSeq lists its product as uncharacterized. The transcript has 36 exons. NCBI's taxonomy places the organism in Eukaryota, Metazoa, Arthropoda, Insecta, Hemiptera, Cimicidae. Bases 57 to 5303 code for a protein of 1748 amino acids. The record is from RefSeq and is a predicted model, not a curated record.